This is a messenger RNA of Cucurbitaria berberidis CBS 394.84, 837 nucleotides long. RefSeq lists its product as uncharacterized. Lineage: Eukaryota; Fungi; Ascomycota; Dothideomycetes; Pleosporales; Cucurbitariaceae. The record is from RefSeq and is a predicted model, not a curated record. Bases 1 to 837 code for a protein of 278 amino acids. The transcript has a single exon.
AUGAAUCAUCUCGACGGGAUCAUCGACUUCGGCCCUCGCGGUCACAUACGAGUAGACGUUGAAGCUUUCUUGAGUUGGUUUCCCACUAUCAGGAGGCAUCAUUUCCCAAUCGAUGGCCUGUCUCUGGUCAACAAGUUGCAGGCCCGUCUGCAAAGCCACUACAACAUCACCAGAACCGAGAUUCUGCAAACUCUCUAUACGCUCUGCGACCACCUUCAAUAUCACCCUCUCCCAUUUCAAGGAGAAACGCGAGUGCGAGUAACCGCAGCCUUGACGCACCUGCUAAGAGAAGACAUUGAAAUUAACGGCUUUAACAACAGAGGUCUCUAUCGUCUGCGACAUUCCUUCGUCAUCUUAGCUUACCUAGCGAAUGAUUGUGUGUCGACUUUGCUUGCGGGAGCGCUGUUCGACUUCUGGUACGGGUGCGAGCAGUACAUCCAGCUUAGCGAUGCUCACUACCUCCACAAGGAAUGGAUCCCGGCAGUAAGAAAGAUUGAGGAAGUUGGUGCCGAUGGAAUGGUUCAUGGAGCGGGGCAUAUGGAUUUCGGUGCGCUUGCGACUCGAGGACGAAUACCACAUCGGCUGAUGGGUCUACCCUGGCCAGAUAAUCGAGCACUUUCGGCGCCUGUGACGCGUCGUCGUCGUAGCCCGGACAUGCAAAUGGCGCUGGCUCCAUUCCCCAAUUCCGCUUGGACGUCCCCAAUGAUAUCUCCAGCGGGAUUUCCGAGAACCCAGUACUUCGAUGAGAUCGAUGGUCUCCAGUAUCAGCAAAGAGAGAUGAACAUGAAGCUGGAAAACAUCGACCACAAACUUGAUUUUCUGGUCGGAAACUUUUGA